Molecule: messenger RNA, 6247 nt
Organism: Hemibagrus wyckioides
Lineage: Eukaryota; Metazoa; Chordata; Actinopteri; Siluriformes; Bagridae
Gene: ice1
Product: KIAA0947-like (H. sapiens)
Exons: 22
Coding region: 142-4548 (1468 amino acids)
Source: RefSeq, a predicted model, not a curated record
AGAGUCCGCGUGUUUCUUUACGUUUCCAUGAUGCAGUGUUAUUUUGGUUCGUGUGUUGUUGUGGAGUUCAAACCGGAGUAUUUGAGUCUUGUUUUUGUUCCGUUUUGUUUAUUUUUUAGUUUUUAGGGAUAUUUAAAUACCAUGAUGCCGGGAGUGAACCAGUCCGGGGCUGGAGGAAUCGCAUCAGAAGCUACUUCUGGCACUUGUCAGAACUGCACUGUUUUAAAUCAGAGCCUGGAUGAGUAUGUGGCUGCUUUAUUGACACUGAAACAGAAGAUCAUCGACACAGACCUCCUGUUGUGCGAGUAUAAAGAGAAGUGUGAUGAGCUUCAGAAAUCUCAAAGAGAGAGCGCUAAGCUGCACAAAGAGCUGGACGAGGUGCUGCUGAAACUCGGCCCCUUAGAAAAGCAGACGGCAGAGUACGAGGCGGUCAGGGCUGAGCUGGAGGAAACCAAGGCUGCCUUAAAAGAGUGUCAGGCGAAAUCGGAGAAAGUGGACUGUUUGAGAGACGAGAACGCUAAGGCACUUGCUAUGAAUUCAAAGCUUGAGGAAGCUGUCAAGAAGGCAGAAGAUGUAGCACACACACAGAGUCUAGAAAAUACUAAGCUGAGAUCUGAGAAGGAAAUGCUGGAAAGCGACCUGCAGCGCACUCAGGAGUCUCUCAGACUGAGUGAACAGGCAGUGGAAGAGCUGGAGAAUCUGAAGCUGCAGAACGCAAAGGCCCUUAUUCUAAAAAGCAAUCUUGAAAAUCAGCUCCUGGCACUUGAAGACAUGAACCUGAAGCAGAAUCAGACAAUCCAAGACCUGAAGAGCAAAAACACUAGCCUUGAAAAAAGCAUGAGAUCAGUAGAGGAAAAACUCGUAACAUUGGAAAAAGAGUUUAACAAAGAGACGAGGUGUUCGUCUACGCAAACUGAGAACCAGACAAAAGUUGAUAAAGCUAAAAUCUGGAGCCUUUUACAGGAAGUCUGGCAUUGUGUAGACCCUCUGUCCAAAACCCCAGAAAAUCUGGACUUGAACGACAAUCAGCGCUUAAUGUUCAGACCUCCUCCUUGUCCACUCCCAAUCAGUCCAGUUAGAAAUUCAGUGCCUCAGUUAACAGUCUCGACUCCAAAAGGAGCUAAAGUGUCUCCAGGAAAGAGCCGAUCCGAGUCUAGUUUAGCAAGUGCGUGCAGUCCGAGUAAAGAGCAGAAGAAAAAGAAAAUCAGCAGGAAGAAGAAAAGAAGCUUGGAGUCUGUGGAUGAAGAUGAAAGCUGUGCAAAGACUGAUGAUGUCAGUGAUUUGUCGCUUAAUAAAGAUGGUCCUGAUGAGCAUUUAUUAGAGCGAGGAACCUGCAGUAAAUCCCCUGACGUAUGGGAAAUUCUCAGCCUCUCUUGGCCUUUACCUGCACCUUUAUCUCCACUGCCUCCUGAUGAUUUGGCUGAGAUGGAGGUUGACACAAGUCUGAAGGAGGGUUCAAAUUCAGAAGCUGAAGAUGGCCAAAAAUCACAGUCCACAGAGCUAGAACCUUUGAAGGACAGUGUAGCAGUUUCAUCUGUUUGUUUGUCUCCAGGAAACCAACUGAGUAUGGGAACAUCAUCAAUCACUCCUGAUACUGAUAACAAGAGCCCUCAAAAAGGUUCGACAGAGAGCCAAGAGAUGCAAGAAGAAAACAAGUGCAAGAUAGAGGGAAACACUGAAGAUUCGCCUUCUACACCUGCCACAGCAGGUUUACAUAAUGAAUCGGAUAAGGAGCAGGUUAACUUAACCCAAGCCACAAUAAUUCCAGCAGAAUCACAGCUGGGCAACAAGAAAGAACAUACAAAUCAGACCAUCAGUACACAGCAGUGUAAUGGAGGCCAUGAAGUACCUAAAGCAAACUGUAAUGAUGGAGUCAGAGAGGUUUCAGAGCCUGUGCAGCAGCUAAUAAUUUCUGAGAAGUGCAAAGAUGAAAAAGAUGAAUCUGUCCAGCAUCAAUCAGAAGUUAAAGCAAACUUGCCUGGAUAUUCUUCACUAACUCCAGAUACCUGUACCAUGACUGAAAGAACGGUAGAGGAAAUCCAGAGUGUCCCAGCUUUAAAGAUGGUGGAAGGUCAAAACGGCUAUGGUGGACAAGACGGUGAAUCCUCCUGUAGUAAGAUGAAUGGUGUAACGUCUGGAGAUUCCUCAGAAGACGAGGAGUUCUUAGGGCUGAAGAGGAAAGUCAGAGGGAUUGGCUUGAGACCAGCGGAUUUGGACAGUGUUGGUUCAAACGGAAAGCAAGAACCUGUAGCUCAUGUUCAGGGAACAAUCUGUGAAGCCAAAGAAGAGCAUCUUCAACCAGAGGAUGAGAAAGACAAUGAAUUUGUAAAAGACGACAGCAUUACCAUGAAUAUGUGCAAACCUGUAGUUCUUGAAGACAGUGCAGGGGUAGACAUUGAGCAGGAGACAGGACAAACAAAGGAGAAUACCCAUGAAUCAGAGAACUAUCCCAACCACUCUGUACCAAUUCUUGAUGAACACAAUAAACAAGAAGAAUCUGAAACUUUUAGUCCAAACAUUGAAAACAUGGAUGGUGAUGUAAAAGAAGAUGGUGCCGUACCGAAUGACCCAAGUGUUAAAUCUCAAUAUAUUUGUCCUGCGUCUUCAAUAAAUACCCCUCCACUGUCUAGUUUGGUUAAAAGUCUGAAUCUACCUCUCUCAGAUGUUGCCUUUAGAAAUGCACUUGCCUCAUCUCAAUCUCCAGAAUCAAUUGGAAAGGUUCUUACAGAGAUGGGUCCUCCGCUACCUCCAGUUCUUUUACCACUGACUGCAACUCCUCCAAAAUUUAGGAAGCACCUUACUCCAAAUAGACCAACUAUCCAGUUGCCUACCUGGUCAUCAACAGAAGGGCCAUUUUCGCUCAAGCAGCAGUCAAAAGAACAAUCUCCAGAUCCUGGCCUUCAAGAAGAAGUAAAGUCAUCACUUUCUAUGACCACCCCUUCACCAUCACGUGGAGUUCCCUCUUCUCCUUUGCAAUUUGGAUCAGCAACUCCCAAGCAUGCGCUUCCCGUCCCAGGUAGACUGCCCUCGUCUGCAUUAAACUCCCCGUCUCCUGUGUCACAGGAGAACUCCAUGCAGAUACUGGAUACCAUGUAUCCAGAGCUUUCAGCCCAAGCAAGGACUCUAAAUAUUCUACGGGGUAAUGUUAACCUUGGGAGGUCUGCAAAUGAAAAUGGGGCCUCCCCACCUUCCGUCAAUCCCAUUUCAGGGAAUAAAACGAUCAACUCCUCAUCCACGGCUUUCACAAAGACAGACCAAAAGGCAAAAAGAAUUGGUGCAAAUGUGUUACUACCCAAAAGUGCCAAAAGGCUUAGACUUGAUACAUGUUCACCUGAUCCUGCAAGGCUUACCCCUCCAGUGCAACCAGUUAGUGAUGAUAAGCCAAGUAAUGGUGUAGCAUCACCAAAAUCCUGUCCAGCUAAUGGUCCAUCAAGCAACAGUGAAACAGCAAGAAAAGAAGGUGAAACCGUAGACGAUAUCAGUGAUGCACAGUCCCCCAUCAUCAGUGCAUUCGAAAAACUUAACAACUCAAAUUUUGAUGUGCUGCCCGUCAUCCGGAGUCAUGUGUUUCUUGGAAGAAUAUCUGAAGUUCCUGUCCUAAGAGAUGAAGAAAAAUGUGUCAUUUCUGAUUUUUGUCUAAAGCAGUCCACAGCAGAGGAGUUUAUGCUGGCCAUUUUGUCAAAGAUCAAGCUGGAGAGAGCUGUUAUGAAACACGAGCUCCUGCAGUCCCUCUGUAGGGUUUACGUAGGCUUGUGUCGAUGGGCAGGAGACUGUCAGAGAGCUCAUGCUCUCGCUUACAGUCUUCUAAAAGAAGACUUUCCUGAAGCCCCAAAGCUUGUUUUAUUUAUGGUGACAACGUGGCCAACUAUUCUGUCCCACGACAGCCUUUUGUGCCGAGCCAUUAACGUAGUGAGCAAGCUGAGAGCAGAGGGAGAGAUAUUAGACUACCUCAACAAGUAUCUGCACUGGGAUGAGAGGCCUCCAGGUGACCUCCACGAGAUGGUCACCACCACACUGAAGGCUCUUCUUGAGGAUGGCACUUUGAUGUUCCAGAAGCAGGAUCGUCAUGGUUAUGACCUCUGCCCUGCUGCCUGGGAUUAUAUAUUCAGCCUGGAUCUCCUCUGUGCACAUCUGGGCUGGAAAUGGACCCAUGACAAUAUUGUGGGAAAAGAGCUUUGGCCGGUCAUGAACGCCUGGGUGUCGCAACCAAGACCUCAGCAAACACCGGUCCGGGAUAUUUGUGUAGCAGCAGUUUUAAGGCUGAUUGGACGACUUGGCCAACUGGGCCUUAAGGAGAAACUAUGCAUGUCCGUUCAAAAUGUUGCAAAAGCCAUAAACCUGUUUGGGAAACAUGGAAUAUCAGAAGGUGUACCGUGGGAGGUGCAGCUUGCCGCAGUCUACGCCAUUUAUGAUCUGUCUCCCAGCAAUCCUAAAGACGCCCUGGAGGCUUUGGCAUCAUGGCGGGGAGAAAUCACACAACCGGUUCCACCAGCCAUCACCAGCUGCAUUACUCAGAUCGGCUCCAUAUGUCGCCAGAUCAGACCAUAGAUUCAGCAUUUCUACAGCAUUACCUGUAUUUUUAUUUGCACAGUCUUUUUUUUUUGUCUCUAUUCAUGUGGAAUAUUUGAGUGCUGUUGAUUUUGUGUCAUUUGCAGGUCAUUAACGGUGCUCAUUUGUAAAUUCUUGUACAUCUUGUACAUUAUCUAUGUAGAUAUGUUGUUAAAUUUAACAUUUGUCUACCUAAGGAAAGAAAGAAUAUGAUUUUGAAUAUUAUAUUGGAUUCUGUGGGGUUUGUUUGUUUUUUGUUUUUUUUGCUACUUGUGCCACAAUUACAUCUAAAAACAUUUUCAUCUAAAAACACAUCCUGUGAAUUCCUGCUCUCCAGUCUAGCCUGGCUAACAUUUAAUUAAUAAGCAAGGUAGUUUGCAGCAACCAAGUGUUUCUUAAUAAUACAUGGUUCUCUUAUAAAUCAAAUUUGCUUCUAUCAGGUAAAUAGCUAGACAUUGUCUUGAGCUAGGAAGCUGAGGUUUGGGCAGCCAGAAAACCUGACACAUUUCUGUCCAACCGGACAUAAGCAACUACUCUCAAGAGUCUCAACUAGUCUCAAGACCUUUCAUGUACAAAAAUCUUUUUAUUUGCACAACAUGGGAACAUUAUGGGCAACAGCAUGAAUUUACACAGAUUAAGACCCCCAUUCCACAAGAUACUAAGUAUGAAGUAAAAUAACUGUCGAUGAGCUAAUAAUAAACCAUGUGGUGCUGUUGGAUACAGAGCAGAGUAUAACUACAGGGGUUAGGCAAUGAAACUAAAACACUGGCUAAUGUAGAGUUGGAGGUCUCACGUCUAUAUAUAUGCGGCCUGAUGGCCAGUCUUUGCAAGUCUUUAAUGUUUCAUACAAAAGAGCAGAGCAAUAACACUGCUGUAAAUAAAGUUUUGCAAUCCACACAACAUAAUGGGAAACACAGGACAAAUUGUUGGUGCGCAUCUCGCUGAUGCAUCUAAGACCAGGACAGCAAUUGUUUGUGGUGUAUUGAGAGCCACAGUAUUGUGGGAAAUAAUUUUAUAGUUUAGAGUGUAUAUGAAGGGACAGCAUGAUUGACAUUAGGGAUAAUUUAUUGACCAGACCGUUUGGGUUUGACAAUAUAGGGUUUAACACGACAGGUAGGUUGAGAAGCCUGGCUACAUUUGUUAGCUUUGUAUUUAGUCUGAACGGCCUGUGAAGAGCGAGUGGCAGUAUUGGUGACAUCAAUUUGACAGACAUUCUCAGCAGUAGGAACAACUCGGACAGAAGUGUCAAAUUUGUAGUAGUCAGGGUUGGAGAUGUGCCCAAGGCCAUCGUGCCCAGUUACAAACGUGUUGAUACCUCGAGAAGAAAAGAGAUUGUCUCUAAGCGCAUGCAGAGCGCCUUGAACGGAAGCCAUAGUUGCAGGAGAGAUAGCUAGGAUUAAAUAUGCAGAAGGAUACAUAAGAGAACAGCUAGUACAUUUAAUAAGACGAAUAAUGAUAAUUAAAAUUAAGCAACAGAAAUGGAGCCGUGGCCCUGAGAACUUACACGUGCUGUCCUCUGUGUUCAAAUGAGCCGUUUGAUGAAAGUGAGCUGGACAAAGUCCUACUGAUAAGGGCGAAAACACCCAUAUUUUUUAUAAAACAAUUCUCAAAAAUUUGAUUAUAAUGAUAUUCGAAAAAGCUACAAAGUAAAAGAUAAUGGUGUCCAAAAAGAAAAUAGGUGGGACUUUCUCAGCAAAAA